AUGCCUGUUGAUUUGUACUCUAUUAGAUAUAUUGAUUGUUCCGAAUGGGAGAAGAGCAUUAGAGGAACCUUCAAGUUCUCUGCUUUUAUUGUUCCUCACGAUGAUGUACUGAAAAAAGUUUGUCCAUAUGAUAAGAUACCACUAGAUGUGUCACUUGUUCAUGUGGCAGAUUACAGUCAAUACUUUGAUAUUCAUGAUAAUCCAAGAGCCUUACUCUCUAUUCAGGCUCCAUCAUCAAAGAGAGAAACAAAUCAAUUACAACAACAAUCGAAAGAUAAUAGCUCACUUUCUUUCCAUCCUUUGGAUUACGUCUUUUCCAGUGAGAUUAGAUAUGAGCUAUUUCUAUAUUGUGAUGAUCAACUGUUAUUGCAGAGGUUUAUUUCACCAUAUGAAUGGAUUCCAAACUCUCAAAAACAAGGUAAACAUGUUGAUCAAACUAUUGGACAUUACAAUCAAUUAAAGAUUCAAUUCAAGUUUGUGAGUGAAGGUAAGGCAAGUGCUACAUUAACGAGGAGAGAGAAACUCAAAUCAAGUAACGAAAUUGCAGCAGAUUGUAAGAGAAGAAAAUUGGAGAAUACAUCUAAUGAAAUCAAUAACCAAUUUUAUCAAAUUCAAAAGAUUACUUUCCAUUUUAGUUUGUGGGAUUAUUGA
Naegleria gruberi is the source of this 651-nucleotide messenger RNA. RefSeq lists its product as uncharacterized. The record is from RefSeq and is a predicted model, not a curated record. The coding region runs from base 1 to 651 and encodes 216 amino acids. NCBI's taxonomy places the organism in Eukaryota, Heterolobosea, Eutetramitea, Acrasida, Naegleriidae. The transcript is spliced from 4 exons.